AUGCAUCAAAUCUUCCCAAACACUAAAUCCCCAUUCAUCGCCAACGGGCCCAUGCAUGGCUAUGCAUAUAGCCGUCUAGCAAGCGCCGUUUCAUCUGCCGGGGGCUACGGCUUCAUAGCCGGCGGCACCGAUUUUAGAACGGGGUCUCCACAGCUCGAACAACUGCAAGCGGAACUCAACACAGCUCGAUCACUUCUUGGGAUCGCAAGCCCCGAUGAAAAGCUCCCCAUAGGUGUAGGCUGUCUCCUGCUCCAGCCAGAAGGCCUAAUUGACAAUGUACUUCCGAUUCUAUGCGCCGCUCGGGUAACUGGGAUCUGGCUUUCGUUUCCGAAGAAUGGAGCCGAUCAUGCGCCGAUCAUCACGGCUGUUCAUCAGCUCCGAGAGAAGGAGAACUGGGAUGUGAAAGUGUUCGUGCAGGUUGGGACGGUACAGGCUGCGAGGGAGGCGAUCGACUAUGGGGCGGAUGUACUGGUUGUUCAGGGGUCGGAUGCGGGUGGGCACCAGUGGGCGCAGGGGGCGAGUCUGAUUGCGCUCAUUCCGGAGGUGAAGGGGCUACUUCGCGAGUUGGGUAAGACGGGGGAAGUCCGGUUGUUGGCUGCGGGGGGUAUUGUUGAUGCGAGGGGGAUGGUUGCGGCUAUGGCGUUAGGUGCGGAUGGAAUCUUUAUUGCUACCGUUGAAUGCGCAGGUCCGGAUGUCGCAAAAGAAAAGAUCGUUUCCACGACUGAUGGGAUCUCAACGACAAUUAAAUCACGCAAGCACGAUGUGUUCAAUUCGACCGACUUUUGGCCUAGGCAAUAUGAUGGCAGAGCCAUCAUCGGUCCCAGCUACGAGGACUUUCAGAGCGGUGUUACAGAUGAAGAAAUCCUCAAACGACACAGCGACGCCAGAGAAAAGGGAGAAGAUGAUAGAACCAUUAUAUGGGCAGGUACUGGGAUUGGGUCCAUCAAGGAGGUGGUGACGGUUAAGCAGCUUCUGGACGAUGCUCGAUCGGAAGUCCGAUCAAUCGUGGCGCAGGUGAACAAUGCUUUUAGUGAGACAAAUUAA
This is a messenger RNA of Aspergillus caelatus, 1044 nucleotides long. Its product is annotated as nitronate monooxygenase. The coding region runs from base 1 to 1044 and encodes 347 amino acids. The transcript has 5 exons. Gene Ontology annotation, molecular function: nitronate monooxygenase activity. Lineage: Eukaryota; Fungi; Ascomycota; Eurotiomycetes; Eurotiales; Aspergillaceae. The record is from RefSeq and is a predicted model, not a curated record.